This is a messenger RNA of Schistosoma guineensis, 799 nucleotides long. NCBI's taxonomy places the organism in Eukaryota, Metazoa, Platyhelminthes, Trematoda, Strigeidida, Schistosomatidae. The record is from the annotation of a GenBank genome assembly.
UAACAUUAUCAGCACAAACUCCAGAUAGAAGCGAAUUAUUCAAAUUUCUCCACGUAUGACUAACUGCCUAUCCUAUCGACCCAAUCUUUAUUGAUUAUUGGUGAACUUUGUCGGAUAAAUUGGCACAUCCCUUUCACUUUUACCCAUAUAAACAUCAGCUAGUGAUGAAACAAUUUGUUAUGUCUUCACUUAUAUCAAUGCAUGUGGACAACUGUGAACACACAUCCAGCUGGAAAAAUGCUGAAAUCCUGAAUAGAAGGAAUGCCAAAAACACUAGAAAAUUUCCAGAAGCUUGGCACUCAGGUCCAUCAACAAUCAGUAACACACAUCGAAAUCGAUUUAAUUGAUCAACGAAUCAGAAAAUUAAUGUUGACAAAUAUAGGAUCAAUAGCCAGUUCAAAAGGAGAGAAUCAAAAUAAAGAUACGGGCAAUGACAAGUUAAGGGUCAGGGUUCGAGGUCGACAGGAUAGGCUGUUAGUCAUACGUGGAGAAAUACCAGGAGCUUAUACUGAUGAUUUUAUUCAUAGGAACAACGAAAGCUUCUCGACUAUACCAUCAAGUUCAGAGAACGGGACUCUACCAAAAUCAUCCACCUUAGCUACAAAUUUUCUCCAACAUCUCAAUUUCAUAACAUAAAAGAACUAGUGUAAUUGUUGGGUAACAUUUUAUCCGAUCAACGUUGAAUAGAAGUUUUUCAGAAAAAUCUGAAAAGUGAAGAGCCAUGUAUCAUAUUUAUGAAUUGAAUGAUUACCUACGCAGCUACUAUGUUUUGUAUGAUUCCAGAAAAUUUGAGAAGCUC